Entamoeba invadens IP1 is the source of this 813-nucleotide messenger RNA. RefSeq lists its product as hypothetical. The record is from RefSeq and is a predicted model, not a curated record. NCBI's taxonomy places the organism in Eukaryota, Evosea, Mastigamoebida, Endamoebidae. Bases 1 to 813 code for a protein of 270 amino acids. The transcript has 3 exons.
AUGAAGAAAAUUGUUUUGAGGCUGGUAACCGUCGUCGUUGGGGUGCUUCUUAUCAUUUGCAUUUUAGGUAGUUUUGUCGCGUUUUCCUUUGCUGUUCCUCACUAUACAUACAACAAAGACACCGGACUUUCUUUUGAUGGCGAGAAGAAAGAGGGUGUUUCUUGCGACUCCAAAUCCGCCAAGGCCUUUCGUUUGAUUGUGGACAAAUUUACAUAUCAAUGCGGGUAUCACACAACCACAGAUGUUUUUGGGUACCUAUUUUACAUCACAAGUUUGGCAAUGUCAGUCUGUGCUGUCGUCUUUUACUUCUUCCAAAAGAAGAGAUUUUUCUACCCGGGAGUGGCUAUGGCUCUCCUCACCGUUGUUAUGCUAAUCGCCACCGUUUAUAUGACUUCAGUCGAUACACACGCAGGGUCAAAAGAUUGUUCUGUGUUUAAAGCUGCUUUUAAGAGUGAGAAUGUGAAAUGCGAAAAGUGGGUCUUUGUUUUACCAGCAGUGACUACAUCAAUUGCUGCUGUCUUUGCUCUUGCGAUGCCACCAUUAAUGAUGGUAACAAGAUGUUCCAAAGACGAUAGUGCUAUUGGUGAUGAAAGUAUAUUGGUGAAAGAAAAGAAACCAGCCACUAAAAAGGAUACGAAGAAAGUUGAAAACAAGAAGAACAAUGAUUUUGAUUUUGGGAGUCGGGAACAGUACCAAUAUCUCACACCGAAAGAAACAUCGUCAGCACAAGAACAGAAACAACAAACACCACCACCUCCCACUGAACAUCAUGAUUCGGACUUUAUCGACUUUUCAGCAAUGAAGCACGACUAA